AUGUACGGCUGCGACGUGCCGCCAGGGCAGCCGGGCCCGGGUGAUGCAUGGCAGCAACAGGCCAUCCGUCACACAUCAGGGCCCCGCAGCUGCCCCGCCUGGCGCGCCUGUCCACUCCGGCGGGGCGUCCUGGCUCCAAACACGCCCCAAGUUCCCGCCGCACUCCCACGAUCACCGCAUCCACCACCCGCCCACCCCCCGGGCGGCUCCCGCCUGCUGCCCAUGGCUCAGGAGCACUUCCGGGGCACCAGAGAUCGCAGGAAGCGCUUCUUGCUCCAGAGAUGCUCUGCACUAGUCUGGCAGCUUCAGGAGGGUCGGCCCAAGACACAGUGGUCUUCUUUGUAUCUUGACCCCUCUUCAGAGUCUCUUCUUCAUUAA
Messenger RNA from Rangifer tarandus platyrhynchus (Svalbard reindeer), 378 nucleotides. Lineage: Eukaryota; Metazoa; Chordata; Mammalia; Artiodactyla; Cervidae. The record is from the annotation of a GenBank genome assembly.